Messenger RNA from Colletotrichum spaethianum, 5382 nucleotides. RefSeq lists its product as uncharacterized. The transcript is spliced from 4 exons. The record is from RefSeq and is a predicted model, not a curated record. NCBI's taxonomy places the organism in Eukaryota, Fungi, Ascomycota, Sordariomycetes, Glomerellales, Glomerellaceae. Bases 1 to 5382 code for a protein of 1793 amino acids.
AUGGGCAGAGCGCCGUGGGUCGACAUGUCCUUGCCCAAGGCCGGCAGAGGCAGCAGCUCACCGUCCAGGCAGACCGUCUGGUCCUGGAAGGUCACGCGCUGGACGGAGCCCCGCAUGGUGCGACCAGCAAAGGGAGACCAGCCCGUAGGGACGGUCAAUCUCAACCUCGACGCUCGUUCCAACCUGCUCGUGCAGCUCAAAGAUCUCCUUGGGGUUGUCGUAGAGGCGGUUCUUGAUGUCGUCGACGGUCAGCUUGCCCUCAGUCACGGAAGUGAGCAGAAGGGGCAGCGCGUCGGCGAUGCCAACGGACGGAUCCGCUGUCUUGCCCAGAGAGCUGGCGAGCUGGUACGGCAAGCUACCGAUGGAGAAGACGUCAAUCGUGCUGAGGUGAGCCCAGAGGGCAGCCUGGUCGGCCUCCGUGGGGAGGAGGGCACAGUCGGGGAAGUCGUUCUGCGAAAGGUAGAGAGAGAAGAUGGACACGUCGCAGGUCACCUUCAAGCCCUUGGCCUUGCUGAGGGCAAUGAGCUUGAUAUCGUCCUUGGUGGAGACAGAGGUGACGUGGAUUCUGCGGUUGUGCAGGCUGGCCAGGAGCAGGAUGGAGGCCAGGUCCGUGAGCUUGGCGUCAGUGACGAUAGGCUUGUGCGUGGGCCACUUGUCGAAGUGGGCGGUCACGGCGGCAACCUUGCUGAUGUUGCCAGACAGGUGGUUGAAGGGGAUGAACAGCGAUCCAACCUCACCGGUGACGUGGCUGAUCUGGUCAGCGUUGUCAGAGGUGGCAGUGACGGAGAAGUUGUAAUCGCAGUAUCCGCCCUGCUUGCUGCUCUGCUGGGCGAUCUUCAAGGUGAUGGCAUCCGUGAUGGAGCCGGUAACACCGACGGGCAUGAUGCGGACCAUGCUGAAGCCGGCAGAGAUCGAGGCCUUGGUCACAGCCUGGAGAUCCUUGCUGCCGGCGGUGGCAAUGCCGGGAACGAAGGUGGCAACGUUGAUCAAGCCAGGCAGAGAGAUGGUGCGGUGGCUGGUCUGGAAGUCGCGGCUGCCGACCUCAAGGGCGAAGUGACGGGCGAUGGCCUCAACAAGGAUCUUGGCGUUCUUGACGUUGGUUACCAGAGGGAUCUGGUAGUCAACGGCCAUACGUCUGGUUUGGUAACCCUUGCUCAUGUAGUUGGCAGGACGACGGUACUUGUUGUUGGAAGGCAAGUUGAUGUAAAGAUCAAUCAUGUUCUUGGCCAAGUGCUGCGUCAGGGAGAACUCGGAGCGCUGGUCCUCCUGCUCGUUGGCGAGAACCUCCAGGUACUGAACGGGGAUGUUGUGCUCCUGAAGGAAGUCGGCAGUACCCGCGGUGGCGAACAGCUUGUAGCCGAGGCGAGCGAGCUUGUCGAUGGCAGGCAGCAUCUCCUUCUUGUCCUUGUAGGAGCCGAUGGACAGGAGAAUGUUGGCUUUGGGGAUCUUGAAGCCGGUAGACAUCAAAGCCUUGAGGUAGGCCUCGUACUUGUCAACACCGAAGCAAGCGACCUCUCCAGUGGAAGCCAUCUCAACACCCAAGACGGGGUCGGCGCCAGAGAGACGCGAGAAACUGAACUGGGGAACCUUGACACCGACGCAGUUGGGGGCGAUGGUGGUCGGGGGGUAGGCCUCGAACGGCCGGCCAGUGAUGGCCUUGGUGGCCAUCUCGAUCAUGUCGACACCCAUGACCUUGGAGACGAAGGGGAAGGAUCGGGAGGCACGGACGUUGCACUCAAUGACCUUGAUGUCGUUGUCCUUGGCAAUGAACUGAAUGUUGAAAGGACCAGUGACGUUCAGGGCAGCACCAAUCUUGCGAGUGGCCUCCUCGAUUCUGGCGAUGGUCUCGGGCUCCAAAUCCUGGGGAGGCAGGAUGAGGGUGGCGUCACCGGAGUGGACACCAGCGUUCUCAACAUGCUCGGAGAUGAAGUGGCCAAUGACAACACCGUCCUUGGCAACGGCGUCCAUCUCAAUUUCCUUGGCAUUCUCAAUAUACUUGGUGAUGACGACGGGGUGCUCGCGCGAGACCUCGGCAGCUUGGGCAAGGUAGUUCUCGAGAUCCUGUUCAGAGUAGACAGUGUUCAUCGCGGCACCCGAGAGGACGUACGAAGGUCGCACCAAGACAGGGUAGGAAACAGCAUUGCAGAACUUCUUGGCCUCCUCAAAGCUGGUCAACUCCUUCCAGGUAGGCUGGUCAACACCAAUGGUAUCCAGCAUACGGGAGAACUUGUAACGGUUCUCAGCGUUGUCAAUCAUCUCGGGGGAGGUACCGAGAAUCUUGAUGCCGGCGCGGUGCAGCGGCAGAGCGAUGUUGUUGGGGGUCUGUCCACCCAUGGCACCGAGGACACCGGCAGCGUUCUCCAGCUGGUAGAUGUCGAGGAUGCUCUCCAGGCUGAUAACCUCAAAGUAGAGCUUGUCGGCCUCGUCGUAAUCAGUGCUCACGGUCUCAGGGUUGUAGUUGACCAUAAUGGUCUUGAAGCCAUCCUGGCGGAGGGUGCGAAUGGCGCGGACGGAGCACCAGUCGAACUCGACAGAGGAACCGAUACGGUAGACACCGGAGCCCAAGACCAUGAUGCCGUGGUCCUCGAAAGACACAUCGCUCUCAGUGGCGUUGUAGUUGGUGUGAGCAGGGAACUCGGCAGCGACCGUGUCGAUCUGCUUGACAAAAGGCAUGAUGCUAGCCUCCUGUCUCAGGGUGCGGACGGCAAUCUCGUUGGAGCUCCAGAACUUGGCGAGCUGGCGGUCAGAGAAACCGAGUCUCUUGGCCUGCAGGAGGAUGUCGGGAGACUUGGAGAUGUCGCUGGUAGUGUAGUUGGACAUCUUCUUGGCGAAGUCACUCAAGCCCUUGAGCUUGUUGAGGAACCACUUGUCGAUCUUGGUGAGCUCCCAGAUCUUCUCGACGGUGUAGCCAGAGUGCAUGGCGUUGGCGAUGGCGAACAGACGCUGGUCGGAAGGCGUCUGGAGCUCGUCAUCGAUGGACAUCAACGCCUUGGUCUCGUUAAAUCCAAGGUUGUGGAAGUCAAUGGCACGGAUGGCCUUCUGAAUGGCUUCCUCGAAGCUUCUGCCGAUGCUCAUGACCUCACCAACACUCUUCAUGGAAGAGCCCAGCUGAGUGGAAACACGGGUGAACUUCUUCAAGUCCCAACGGGGCAUCUUGACGACAACGUAGUCGAGCGAGGGCUCGAAGCAGGCGCAAGUGGACUUGGUGACGCUGUUGGCAAUGUCCUUGAGGGGGAUGCCGAGACCGAGCUUGGCAGCGAUGAAGGCCAAGGGGUAUCCAGUAGCCUUGGAAGCAAGGGCAGAGGAUCUGGACAAUCUGGCGUUGACCUCGAUAAUGCAGUACUCCCUGGAGAAGGGGUUCAGGGCAUACUGAAUGUUGCACUCUCCGACAACGCCCAAGUGGCGGAUAACGUUGACAGCCGUAGUACGAAGCAUGUUGUAGUCUUCGUCAGACAAGGUCUGAGAGGGAGCAACAACGAUGGAGUCACCAGUGUGAAUACCGAGAGGGUCAAAGUUCUCCAUAUUGCACACCGUGAUGCAGUUGUCCUGGGCAUCACGAACGACCUCGUACUCAAUCUCCUUCCAGCCCUUCAUACUGCGCUCGAUGAGCACCUGAGGGCUGGCAGCGAAGGCCUUGUUGCAGAGGUCGAGCAGCUCGGCCUCGUUGUUGGCGAAGCCACUGCCAAGACCACCAAGAGCGUAGGCAGCUCUGACAAUGACGGGGAAGCCAAUGUCCUUGACGCAGGACAUGGCCUCGUCAACGUUGCUGGCAGAGGCAGACUUGGCGCACUUCUCGCCGAUGGAGUCCAUGCUGCGGGCGAAGAGCUCGCGGUCUUCGGUGGUGAUGAUGGUAUCAAUGGGGGUACCCAGGACCUUGACGCCGAGCUCCUCGAACUCGUCCUUGAGCUGGAUACCGACCUGCAGAGCGGUCUGUCCACCGAAUGUGACAUAGAUGGCAUCAGGUCUCUCGUACUGGAUGACCUUGCGGACGAAUUCGGCGUUGACCGGGAGGAAGUACACCUUGUCGGCGAGACCCUUGGACGUCUGGAUGGUAGCAAUGUUGGGGUUGAUGAGGACAGUGUAGAUGCCCUCCUCUUUCAGGGCCUUGAUGGCCUGAGAGCCGGAGUAGUCGAACUCUCCAGCCUGUCCGAUGCUGAGACCACCACUGCCCAGGAUGAGCACCUUGCGGGGGUGGACGCGGGGGUGGAGACGCUCGUUCUCCUCGAUGGUGCCACCGGGGAAGCUGACGGGGGCGUUGAGCAGCUUGGGAUCGGCGGCGCAGUUCUGGAUGGUGCUGAUGAAGACAUCGAAGAGGUACUCGGUGUCGCGAGGUCCAGGUGUGCUCUCGGGGUGGAACUGCACACUGAAGUAGGGCUUAGACAGGUGGGCAAUACCCUCGUUGCUGCCGUCGUUGGCGUUCACGAAGAGCUCCCUCCAGUCGGCAGUCAGGGACUUGGAGUCGACGGCGAAGCCGUGGUUCUGGGAGGUGAUGUGGCACUUUCCGGAGAUCAUGCUCGUGCACGGGAUGUUGUGGCCUCUGUUGCCGAACUUCAUCUUCUCGGUCUUGGCCCCCGAGGCGCGGGCGAGCAGCUGGUGGCCCAAGCAAAUACCAAAGACCGGGGUCUUGGUCUUGUCCAUGGCAGCCUGGAUGUUCUUGACGGUGGUCUCGAGCAUGGCCGGGUCACCAGGGCCGUUGGAGAGGAAGAGACCGUCGUACUCCUCGCCGGCCUGCUUCACCAGGUCGGGCAGACCAAGACUUCAACACCACGCUUCAGGAAGCAUCUCAACUGGUUGUACUUCAUACCAACAUCCAGACACAGCACACGGAUGGGCCUGCCGGACGGGUGCUUCUUUACGGCGACGCUCGAGGGAGGCUUGUACAGCUUGGGGGCCUUGAUGGACACUAAAAUAGAGGAUGAGCAAAGGCCGGACCAGGGAAUAUCGGCAAGACUCACCCUCAGCUACGAGGUUCUUUUCAUUGGGGUUCACCCAGUCUACUGUCUGGAAGUCGUCAAGGGAGAACGAGGCAACACCAUUAACGUGGCCGUUGGCGGUGCCGUUAGUGAGGGUCUUCUUCUGCAGCAACAAACGGCCGAGGGUGCUGCCCUGAGACCUCAGACGCUUGGUAAGGGCUCUGGUAUCGACGCCGUAGAUGGCAGGGACGCCCUGCUCCUUGAGCCAGGUGCCGAGAGAGGACUCGGCCAAGAAGUGGGAGUAGUCCUCGCCCGAGUACGAGUGGGCGACGAGACCGGCGAUGUGGAUCUGCGAGGACUCGAAAUGGGCGGGCAGGUCACCCAGGAGCUCGUCGACGGUCUCGCGCGAGGGCACACCGUAGUUACCGACCAGAGGGAAGGUGAUGACGAGAAUCUGGCCACGGUAUGA